Messenger RNA from Saccostrea cuccullata (small rock oyster), 1800 nucleotides. RefSeq names its product MKI67 FHA domain-interacting nucleolar phosphoprotein-like. Lineage: Eukaryota; Metazoa; Mollusca; Bivalvia; Ostreida; Ostreidae. The coding region runs from base 80 to 1693 and encodes 537 amino acids. Gene Ontology annotation, cellular component: nucleolus. The transcript has 5 exons. The record is from RefSeq and is a predicted model, not a curated record. Gene Ontology annotation, molecular function: RNA binding. Gene Ontology annotation, biological process: maturation of LSU-rRNA from tricistronic rRNA transcript (SSU-rRNA, 5.8S rRNA, LSU-rRNA).
GAUUGUCAGUGCGCUUUACAUUGGGGAAAGAAAAACAGUAACAUAGGCCUCUCGAUGACAUAGAUUAAUAUAAAACAACAUGGAAAAGGAGAAGCAUGUGGCAAAAGUUAAAAAAUCAGGAAAGGGUUUGGCUUUGGAGCCAGAAAAGCAAGAAGAAUUUAAAGAGAACUUGAAAAAAAUCAAGGCAAAGGGAGAAAAAGAAAAAGGAUCAGGAGUUGUCUACCUUGGACAUCUUCCCCAUGGAUUUUAUGAAGGCCAACUCAAGAAAUAUAUGUCACAGUUUGGAAAAGUGAAAGCUGUGAAGGUUUCCCGUAGUAAUAAGACUGGUAAAAGUAAAGGCUACGCUUUUGUGGAAUUCCAGUCAGAUGAUGUGGCCAGAAUUGUGGCAGACACUAUGAACAAUUACCUGGUGUUUGAAAGACUCAUCAAGUGCCAGUAUAUUCCAUCCGAGAAACUUCAUCCUAAAACAAUGGGCAGAAGAAGUGGCGUGUUUAAGCCACCAAAAGCACAUAUCAUCGCUCGUGAUAGACACAACAACAGGAAAGCCGAGUUCAAACAGGAAAAGUCGAUAAAAAGACUUCUGAAAAAGCAGAAAAAGAGAAGCGACAUGCUGAAGGUGUUAGGGAUUGACCUGAAAAUGAACACUCUUGAGAAAGUUUUAGAAACAGGGAAGCAAAUUAUUGAAGAAAAAGAAAAGGAGAAAUUGACCCAUGAAACAACAGAAACAAAUGUGAAGACACAUGUAAAAUCUAAUGCAAAAACACCGAACUCUGCUAAAAAAUCUAAGUCAGAUUCCAAGUCACCUCUGUCUUCUGCUGAAGCAACACCUAAAGGACCAUCAACACUCUCUAAAGUCACUCCACUGUCCUCCAAGGCAACACCUGUAUCAUCAAAGAAAGCAAAAACACCUAAAGAAGCCCCAGCUGUGAGUGAAGGAAGGCAGCAAACUCCUAAAGCAAAACCUAUAGCAGCAACCCCAGUAACAACAAAGGCAACACCUCCAACAUCUAAGAAAGCAAAAACACCUAAAGAAGCCCCAGCUGUGAGUGAAGGAAGGCAGCAAACUCCCAAAGGAAAACCUAUAGCAGCAACCCCAGUAACAACAAAGGCAACACCUCCAACAUCUAAGAAAGCAAAAACACCUAAAGAAGCCCCAGCUGUGAGUGAAGGAAGGCAGCAAACUCCUAAAGCAAAACCACUAGCAGCAACCCCAGUGACUUCAAAGGCAACACCUUCAACAUCAAAGAAAGCAAAAACACCUAAAGGAACCCCAGCUGUAAGUAAAGCAACACAACAGACACCAGAAGCAACACCAGCAACAUUGAAGGCAACAUCUGUACAUAAACUAACACCCAUGCCAAAAAAGAAAAACAGGAAGACAAUAAGCCCUGAGAUCUCACCAAAAGAUCAAAGUAUGGAGAUCUUAAUGGAGGACAGUGAAGAGGAGGACAUUUCAUUUAAAACUCCCCCCAACACCGUACGAUCCUCCAAAACCCCGACCUUAUCCGCCUCCGCUAAAAAGAAGCGGCCUCAGUCAGGAAGAGAUAACACUCCAGUCACCAUACAAUCCUCCAAAACCCCGACCUUAUCCGCCUCCGCUAAAAAGAAGCGGUCUCAGUCAGGAAGCAGUAACACUCCGGUCAGAAAAAUUGAUGAACCACAGAGCAAGAAGAAGAGGAAAAGUCUGGAAUGAAAAAAAAUUAUAUCAUAUGAGAAUUGAUAUCAAAUACAGUUGACAUUCACAGUGAACUUUUACAAAAAUUAUUGUUAUUGCACUAAGUGGCAUUUAUGUGGGUAUUU